AUGGCCGACUUUUCCAAGCCUCCACCGACGAUGCAGCGCAAGUCGCGCGUUCUUGCCGCCCUUGACAACCCUGAUUUCCUCUACAACACGCCCCCGCAGCCUUUGCCGCCUACCCCGAUAUUGCCGCCCCCGUCCUUGGGUCCCUACCAGACCCCAAUGAAACAACGGCCCACAACCCCCUCGCCAUCAUUUGACUAUGACAGCGCAUAUAUGGGCCUUGUGAGCUCCUCGCAGCGGCAGAAGCGAAAGUCUCCGGACCAUGAAUCCGACGACGAUGACGAAAGGGAAGCAAGCGGGUCGUCGCCCGCCCCGCCCCACGGGAGCCAGCUCAUAGCCAACCAGGGCUUCAACCUGCAUUACGACCAGGAGGGCCCUGUCUAUCCGAUAGACCGGGGUGGUCCAGACCAGGAGAUGAA
Molecule: messenger RNA, 416 nt
Organism: Dichomitus squalens LYAD-421 SS1
Lineage: Eukaryota; Fungi; Basidiomycota; Agaricomycetes; Polyporales; Polyporaceae
Exons: 1
Source: RefSeq, a predicted model, not a curated record